AUGAUGUGUUUUCUGGUCACAAAAGCAACCGCACCUUGGGUUUUGUUGCUCCUCCUUCAGCUACAAAAUCAAAUUACAGUCGUGCAGGCUGCUUAUUGGCAACACGAUGAAGGGCCCUAUUUGGCAGACUUUCAAAACCACCACCUUCCGAAUUCUUACACCGCAUUGGAAAACGAGUUUCCGGACUUGAAGAAUCGCUGUCGCGGAAAUGGACUUGGACCCCCGCCCACUCGAACAGUAUCUAUUCAAUUUCCUUCUACAAUAUAUGCUUCCUCAGAUGAAUGGCAGGCUACAUCCUGCGGACAGAACGAUAUUUGCGUUAUCGAGACUGGCGUGACACUCAUCAUGGAUACUUCCUUGAUUCUCGGCGCCUUGAUCAUUAAAGGGGGAUUGGUCUGGAACGAUUCCUCGCAAUCGAAUCAAGAUCAAUAUUUGUGUGCUGGAUAUAUGGUAGUGGAAGGGAAUGGAAGGUUCGAAUUGUCAUUAGCCAGUCCCCAACAAAAGGCUUGGAUUUACCUUCGGAACAAUGGAGCCAUCCAUCCCGCAUUACGGUCACGCGUUUUGGGGUCGUUUGCUAGCGGAUACAACGACAAUCCUUUGUUGGAGAUUCAAGGCCGACCGAUGUUGCGCACUUGGAGUUUACUUUCAGACUCACUACCUCAGGGGUCCGCAACCAUCAAGCUCCUACACAAUGCGCAUAUCAUGGGGUGGGUAGUAGGGGAUCGCAUUGCUAUAGCACCCAUAGUGCCCCUUGCUAAGGGGUGGGGACAAGAAUUUACAAUUGCUCAAAUUUACAAUGAUGGAAGUAUUCGUUUGGACCGCCCAUCCGAUCAAACGUAUGAUGUUCUGUUCGAAGUGGUUGGUUCUGUGAACCAAGUUUCCAUGAAGACACCCGAGGUGAUCAAUCUAAGCCGCAAUGUUAUCAUCACAGGGGACGAUUUUGAACAUGUUCCUUGCGAUCCCAACUUGCCCGAAGCCAUUGCUGGAGAAUCCACUUCUACACAGGGCUGUCGUUGUGGAGGAGGUCGGACAAAAUGUACAGUUGGAUUACACACUAUGCAAAGUAACGGAGGUAUCCAAAAAAUCCACAAUGUAAGGGUAGAAAAAUGUGGUCAACGUGGAAUCGAGGGCAAGUACUGUUUGCAUUUGCAUCAGGUGGGGGCUUGUCCCGAAUGCAGCUUUCAAAACAAUGCUGUCGAGUUUUCCCAACAACGAGGAAUCAUCAUUCACGGAACGCACCUUUCGAAAGUGCAAGGUAAUGUCUUAUACAACGUUCGAGGCGCUGGAGUCUAUAUUGAAGAUGGCAACGAGAUGCAAAAUAGAUUGGCGUACAACGUAGUGAUCUGCCCAUACCCAUUCAAUGAUGAGUCCUUUCACGGAUGUACCGUACCCGGAACCUCCAAUCGUCUCAGUGAUACCCGAGACAACCAAAGCUCCUUUUUCUCUCUGGCAGCAUCGAACGAUAUGAUUGGGAAUCGAGGAGUGAAUUCAUUCAAUGGGAUGUUUCUCAAAGAAGGUGGACAAGGCAGGGGAAUGGCCUUUGGCAAGGUUUGCGAGAGCGCUUCCGCCUUAGGACGGUAUGAAGGGAACACGUUUCAUUCCUGUGGGCGAUUUGGAACUUAUGCUUUGGGCUUCAACUACCCUAAGCUUACCGACCAAUCAGUGCAAACAAACGGGUUUCAUGUGGAUCAAUCGCAAUGCCAAGGAUUUGAUGAAUUUGGGAAUACCCGAGGUGUGCCAGCAUCCUUUACAGGGCAUUCGGAUUAUGGAAAUGCUUUUGUUGGCCACUAUAUGGCCGGUGAUCUGCAGUACAACGAACACAUUUCAACAGAUUCACUGAACCUUCUUUACUGGAAAGAGACCAAGACGUUUGAUAACGGGUGCGCUGCCCACAUUACCAAUUCCUACUAUGCACGUGGAAGAGUUGCACUUCCUGAUCAUGGUACAUUCUUGAUUGAAAAUACAGUGUUUGGCAAUGGGGUGCAACUGGAAACAAAUCACCAUUGCGAUGUUGGAGAAACAGGUGUUCUCUGUAUGCCAACUUAUAUGUUCCAUAAGGUCGCGUGGCAGAAUAAAGCAACUGAUAAGACAUGGGUACACUUCUUCAACAAUGGAGGAAUCUUCACUCUCUCGCCAGAAGAGACAAAGAGGGUACAGAAUGGAGAGAUACUACCGGAUGCCUUUUUUCCGCCUGGCUACGUCUCUUUAGCGUCCCAGAAGUUCGAAUAUUUGUUGCAAUUACCCGGCAAGAUAUGUGUUCGAAGCCAAGAAGAGAGAGGAGGCUUGUAUCAUGAUGGGAUUCUAUGCAAAGUGCCGCUACGCGUAUUGAGAAUAUACACUAGUUCGCCAUCAUCGCAACUCAAACUUGAUGUUUGGUGGAAUAAAGCGAAUGGAGUUAGGGGCCAAAAUGGCUCACCGACAGCCACGCAAUAUGUGAAUUAUCACCGUUCGGGGGCAUCUUCCCGGCAAGGAUUUGCUGUUCCAGUGAUAUCAGGAACGAGUCACUCCUACAAGAUUUCUAUCGCGGGAGGACCGCUCCCCAAGGAUUGGGUCAUUGAAUUUAGUGAUCCAGUAGUUGGAAAUCGAUGGACUCCGGACUACCUUUAUUUGAGUGUUGUUGGCAGACCAUCAUGUGGAGUAGACGGUCUCGUCAACAGUCAACACGACCGUAGCUUCAUAUGGAGUGGAGAUGAAUUUAUGGCCGAUGAGGCUUGGGGAAACCAUGGGGCAUGUGUUGGCUCAGGGGUCCAGCCAAAUGACCAACCACAAGUUGAUUGCAGUGAUCCACAGCAGAACAAGUAUGGACUCAAUGAACUUGUACGGCCAACCGAUUGUCCUGAAAGCUGUGGGUAUGCAUGUGAUUCUUCCACUUCUUAUUGUGAUUGUGCAACUUCAACAUGCAAGUGCAAUGCUGGCUUUACAGGAAGUAAUUGUGAGAUUGACCUUUGUGGAGAUGCCGGAUGCGGGGAACAUGGCCGUUGCACUGCACUUUAUCUUGGAGUUUCUGGGGAGUUGCCCGUAAGUUCGGAUAAAGCAUGCAUAUGUGAGCCAGGGUGGACCGGACUACGUUGCGACUCCAAUCCAUGCAUUUAUCAAGGAAGAACGUGUUCCGGUCACGGAACUUGCAUCGCUGUUGGAAAUUUGGAAACACAGUGUGAAUGCGACCCUGGCUUCUCAGGAGAUGAUUGCGAAUCAUCUUGUGACGGCUUCUGUCCAGGAACCUUUCCUUACGGAUGUAUAAGUGAUAGUCCAGGGAAGGCUGCUCUUGGAUGCGCCAGAAAUGGGCUCUGUUGGUAUUUGAAUGAAGGUGAAUCAUACCCGCAUGAAAACUUUUGUACUUACAAGUCCUAUACCAGAGACUCGUCCCCACCGCUGCCUUCACCGCACACUCCGCAAACGCUACACCCAACACCAUACCCAACGCCAUUUCCAGCACCAUUUGCAACACCAAGCCCGCCACCAACAUCGAAUCGACUUCCUCCCACACCAUCGCCUACUGCCCAGCUGUCAAUGCCAACAGGGUCACCGGACAACCUCACCUACAAAGGAAACAAUGGCAACCCACGAACUGCCUUUCCCUUGACAAAGUGUGAGGGUGACUGCGACGGAGACUCUGACUGUCAGGGGUCGUUGAAAUGUUUUGAAAGGACAGGAACGGAAGCUGUACCUGGUUGCAAUGGUGGUGGCUUCUACGGCAUUGACUAUUGUUAUGAAGAAGCUGUCAUCGCCCCUGCUACUGCUGCACCGCAAACAAAGCCGCCAACAUUCCGGCCAACACCCGGUCCAACAGAGCCACCAGUUACCAACGAAUUCUAUUGUGGAUGCACUACAUGCACAUCAGAUGUCUAUAAUGCUGAUGCUUCUGGUCACUCCUGUGGAGCUCGAAUGGAAUGGUUGGUAUCCCAUGGGUAUGCCACAAAUGACUUGGAAGCAUGUGGAAUUGUGAGUGACGAAUUCCCUUCCAUUUGUGGGCCGAAGUGUCACCCUACAAAGUGCGAAAUUACAACUCCGAGUCCACCAGAGAAUCCUUCCUGCGAAAGCAUCUGUUCGGGAUCAUAUCCAUUUUCAUGCGCGGAAAGUGUUCCUGGCGCUGUGAAAUAUGGAUGCUAUCGUGGGGGUGGAUGCUACUACCCCAACAGUUUGGAACAGUUAUACCCGUACGAUCAAGAAGGUUGGUGCACAUACAAGACUGAGUCAAAUCGCAGGCUGCGGGGGGCAGGUGGAUCCUCGGAAUAA
Molecule: messenger RNA, 4236 nt
Organism: Cylindrotheca closterium
Lineage: Eukaryota; Bacillariophyta; Bacillariophyceae; Bacillariales; Bacillariaceae
Source: the annotation of a GenBank genome assembly